Messenger RNA from Drosophila obscura, 487 nucleotides. RefSeq lists its product as uncharacterized. The record is from RefSeq and is a predicted model, not a curated record. The transcript is spliced from 4 exons. Lineage: Eukaryota; Metazoa; Arthropoda; Insecta; Diptera; Drosophilidae. The coding region runs from base 16 to 330 and encodes 104 amino acids.
AGGUAAAUGCAAUAGAUGUCGCUGGUCAAAGAGAACGCCCAAGCAAAAUUUUGGCCUCACUUGCAUUGGUUGCUGCCCAUCAUGAGGUUACACGUAGUAUUUCUAACAGUUCUAAUCGGGCACGCUGCAAGUAAACCCGACAAGUGCCAAUCAAUAUGUGACGUGAAAGUCCCCCAAAAACUGGGAACCAAUUGCGUAUUUGUGGCUGUUUGCUGGAUGCCGCUUUCGAAAUGUGAAGAGGAUAUUACAAAUUGCUAUGCCAAAGAUGAGGGAAGGACCGAAAAAAUCGAACCUUGCGAUGGCAAACCGAAUUUAUGUACUAGAAAGUAAACAAGGCUCAAGUAAAGUAUCUCCCCGAACAAGGGCCAAAAGAAGGAUAAACACAGUCGGAUCCCUCUGCUGAUCCGUUGUCUGGGCCUUAAUUUGUUUUUUAUUUCACGCCCGUUCACUUUUUUUUCAACGAAAUAUUAAUAAUUUGAUAAUAUUA